GACCAUUCCUCCUUCAACUCUCGCGAUGGAGCCCUUCGAAUGCAUACUUCAGCUCCAAGUCUCCCUCGUUGUGGGAGUCAAGGGACUCGACGGGUCUUGGUGCGUCGCCGGAUGGACCGUGGGCGACGCCAGGAUGGAGUGCGACCGUGGAGGCCUCAGGCACGGCGGAUUCAGCGACCGGGCACACCAGCGAGGCGCUCCACCACGAAUUCCACACAAUUAUUCGGAAUGCCCAACCAGAUCAGGUAAUGGAAGCUCUCCUGGACCCCCGAUAUGAACAGUUGGUGCAAUUGUUGCCGCAGAGCGUUUUCGUGGAGGUCUUUCGCCUGCUAUCGCCGGCCUAUUUCGUGGAGCCGUACCGGGACAUCCAUCGCCCACUGCACCCCACAGCCGUGGCGAUCAAGAAAUACCGGUCGCUCAGCUCGAUCUUGGGGACCUAUGCCCACAAUCUGAUCGCCAUUGUUCACAUCCGGCAGUCCGCCGGUCACAUCAUGGGUCUGGCGGAAUACACGCAUCUGCUGGACUGCGCCCGGUCGAUUGGGGAUGCGGAGCUGGCGGAUAACAUCUGGUCCAAUAUGCACGAGGACGAGGUGAUCCCGGAUGUCCACUGUUACAAUUACUAUAUGGCGGCCAAGGUCUGGGACCGAGCCUACGCGGGACACGAGAAGUACCACCUGCGCGUGACCCCAUUUGCCUAUCGGAAGCGGAGGAUGGAUGCUCCCAACCCAGGCUGGCAAGGCCACGGGACCGCCGGUCGCAGCGUGCGAAAGGAAGUGCUGGGCAUUUUCAACGAGAUGGUCGCGAAUGGGAACCAAGCGGACGAGGCUUCCUUGGUUAACGUGUUGCUGGCGGCCAGUCGAGUGGGCUAUGUGCAGGGCAUCAAAAGCGUGCUCAAGACAGCCUGGAACGUGGAUGUGGAUGAGCUCCUCGCCCAGAACGACGAGUCCCUCGUGCCGCCGGUGACAGAGUAUGAUCGAUCAUCGCCCCUUCACCCGUCGGGCGCGCUGCUGUUUGCCGUGGCCCACGCCUUUGGCACGAAUAGCGACAUCGCCGCCGCCCUACGCACGGUCAACUUUAUCGCCAGCUCAUACGACAUCCCGAUCCCCGAGAAAGUAUGGCUGGAGCUCUUGGAGCGAUCGUUUGUGCUCUCGCGACCGCGGUUUGGCCCGGACGCGAAACGUGACCGGAAGGGCAAAGUGAACUACGAUUUCCUGGGUGUACUAGUCCAGACGAUGGCAUCCGAACCGUUCAACGUCCGCUACACGAUCGAGAUGCACCACGUGCUCGCCAAAUGCGCCUGGGACCGGGCACGUCUGCGGGACUUCCAACAUCAUAUGCGCGCGGCCUACGAUUUACUCCAAGAAACCCGUCGAGACCUCCACCGCGCGAGACGGGUCAUCCAGCGCGGUCUCGGCUACAAGCCAUCACGCUCAGCCCCCGUCCUCCCAUCCAGCAUCAACCCAGCACUACUCCAAUCCGCAAAGUACGCCGACGCAAUCCACGAAUACGAGAUCUUCCGCUGGCGCACAGCACAGCAAACAAUCUUCAUGGAACGAUUCGCCAAACUCCUCCUCAUCCACAACCGGUGGACAGGCCGGAACAACCCCGUCUGGGAACGACACCUUCUGCCACAAGCGUUGGAAGAAUGGCGCGAUUUCGUACCCCAGAGCUUCAGUUACAGCACGCGCGGCGGACAGAUCGCACUGCACGGCAAAAUCCACUGGGGGCAUGCCCGGCUGACAGCACAUAAACAUGUGCCUACCCGACGACCGACGGUCGAGAAUGGGAUCGCUCUGGACGAGGGCCGGGGACAACUCGACGACUGCCACUUCUGGGACCAGUUGCAGGAGUCGCUACCGCAGCUCGUGCGUGAUCUCCCGGCGCUACAGCGACUAUUUCAGGGUCUUGCUUGGGAGCCGGAGCUUCAUGGGGGGGAAAUGGUGUAUGAGGGGUUUGCGCCUGUGGAGCCGGGUGCUUUGCACGAACAGGCAGAGUAUUCGCAGCAAUAUCACCAAGAGCAUAUCCAACAACCUCGACAGCAUACUCAGCGGCACCAUCAACGGCAUACUCAGCAGCAUCCUCAAGAGCACCCUCAAAUUUACCCUCGACAGCGCCCUCAACAACCACAUGUGUCUCCCCAAGAGGAUCCCACCAUCCCGGGUGAAUUCUCCAUAGCCUGAUUCGACUGCUAGACAUUCUUUUUUCUUUUAUUCCCUUCUAUCCCUUUCACACAAGACCUCCUCCCCAUCUCUUAUCUAACUUGAUACUCAAUCCGACAUCAUGUCGGGACUACCUACAUCCACGACACGAUAUGACAUUAUACCCACUACCGCUGCCUACCCUGUCCUAUCCUAUCUUCCCUUGUCCUCACCUACCCGUCCUUACCACAGUACCUGAGCUAGCACCACUAAGUCCAAAAAAAAUAUGCCACAAGAGAAAGAC
Molecule: messenger RNA, 2442 nt
Organism: Aspergillus campestris IBT 28561
Lineage: Eukaryota; Fungi; Ascomycota; Eurotiomycetes; Eurotiales; Aspergillaceae
Exons: 1
Coding region: 249-2180 (643 amino acids)
Molecular function (GO): protein binding
Source: RefSeq, a predicted model, not a curated record